Messenger RNA from Ochlerotatus camptorhynchus, 1506 nucleotides. Its product is annotated as gustatory receptor for sugar taste 64a-like. NCBI's taxonomy places the organism in Eukaryota, Metazoa, Arthropoda, Insecta, Diptera, Culicidae. Gene Ontology annotation, biological process: detection of chemical stimulus involved in sensory perception of taste; sensory perception of sweet taste. Gene Ontology annotation, cellular component: membrane. The transcript has 7 exons. Bases 1 to 1506 code for a protein of 501 amino acids. Gene Ontology annotation, molecular function: sweet taste receptor activity. The record is from RefSeq and is a predicted model, not a curated record.
AUGAAAACGGUCUUGUGUGCGCGCACCCAAAACACGAUCAUCAUCAUCAACAACAACAAUAACAACAACAACAACAACAACAACAUCGACAUCCCAGCCCCAAAACGACCUCCCCCCCUUUUCCAAUUUAAGCUGUACGACGAUCAACAAAACGAGCUUAGCAUCAUCUUCUCACCCCUGUUGGUUGUUGCUGCUGUUGUUGCGCUCGGUCCAGCCAGCUGCAAUGUCGCCGCAUCGUACAUCGUAACAGGUCAACUGUUUGGGAUCUUUCCCCUGUCCGGCAUAUUCGACAAGGAUUGCCAUCGGAUACGACUCGUAUGGCCCACUUUGCGAGUGAUUCUCGAUCUGAUCUUGCUCGGAGCGGGUAUUGUGAACUCUGUAACCGAGUUCAUCAGACUGCGAUCGGUGGGAGUUAACGCGAAGAACAUCAACGGACUGAUAUUCUUCGUCGAUGGAUGCAUCAUCAACGUCCUGUUCCUGCAGAUGGCCACCAGGUGGAACCGGGUGGCCAUCAAGUGGGACACUGUAGAUCGGAUUUUUCUCACCGAAUCGUACCGGAUCGAGUCCAAGUGGACACUGAAGCGACGAAUGUGGACUGCGGCCAGCGUGUUGAUGGCGUUGGCUUGCUGUGAACAUAUACUAGCAACAAUCAAUAACUUGAGUGACCAGUGGUAUGAAAUCGAAUACUGUGGUUGGAAGACAAACAUCACCGAUACAUUUCGACACUAUGCACUGCGGAGAUCUCCCAAUUUGUAUACGCUGAUGCCGUAUAGUGCCGUAUCAGCUGUGUUUUUCACGUACGUAUCUUUUGCCCUGACGCUCUACUGGAACUACCUGGACGUGUUCAUCAUAUUGGUGAGUAUAGCCAUCGCGACCCGGUUCGAUCAAAUCAACAACCAUUUGCGGACGCUGGCCGGCGGAGGAGUGCUGCUACCGAACGAGCCUUUCUGGAUCCGGGUGCGAAGCCACUAUGUGUCGGUUUGCGAGCUGCUGGACGAAGUGGACCAAGCCGUCGCUUGGAGUGUGCUCAUAUCCUGCGCCACCAAUCUGUACUUUAUAUGUCUGCAGAUAUUGAACGUUUCCCAUGAACGAUGCCAUACAACUAGUAAUUCGGUUCAUUUUUAUCCCACCAGGAAACUGCGCUGCGUAAUGAAUGACGUUUACUACUGGUUUUCGUUGCUGUUUCUGAUUGGACGGACCGUGACCCUGUUCCUGUGUGCAGCACAUAUCAACGAGGCAGCCAAGAAGCCGUUGGAUAUUGUGGCGAAAAUUCCCAAUAAUGGAUGGAGUGUGGAGUUAGACCGAUUCUCGUCGCAGCUGAAAAGCGAAACGGUUGCACUUUCCGGUAUGAGAUUCUUCCACAUCACCCGGCAGCUGCUCUUUUCGAUGGCCGGAACCAUCGUUACCUACGAGCUGGUGAUGCUCAAGUUUGAUAAGGAAUCGGAAGGCAAGGGCUACAUUCGACCUUGCUCCUUUUUCGAAAUCGAGAAAAAGUGGCUCACGUGA